CAUCCGAGUGUCGCCGCUGGACUCUCAGUUCUCAUAUUUUCAUACUAGAGCUCUGUUACAAAAACUCCUGGAGCAAACUAACAACAUUUUGAGAGGUUUUUCUGACUAUCGAGCAGAAAUGUCCACCGACGGAAACGACGGACCACUUCUCAGGUCUCCAAGUGAGACGACCUCAAUCAACAUGGGAACUCAGAGAAGAUCUAACAAUCAGGCCCUGAAGGUGGCAGGAGUGACUCUGCUGGCCGGCAUACUGAUCGCAGGUCAGGCCUUCACCGCCUACAUGGCCUACAGCCAGAAGCAGCAGCUCAACACCCUGGAGAGACGCAGCGACCGCCUGCAGGAGAUCAGCCGCAAGUCUGUAAAUCGUGCCCCCUUGCAAAUGCAUCUCCCCAUGAGCUCCCUCGCUCUGAAAUACGUGGAAGAGCCUGAGGAGAAGAAGGAUUCCUCUUCCUCAAGUCCCAAACCAGAGCUCACCCAGUGCCAGAAGGAGGCUUCUGGGGAGGUCAAGAGCCUUCUGCCAUCUUUCCGCCCCAGGUGUGAUGAGAACGGAGACUAUCUGGCUGAGCAGUGCUGGGACAAGACUGAGUUUUGCUGGUGUGUGGACAAGAACGGCGUCGAGAUGCCUGACUCCCUGACCAACGGCACUACUAAGUGUCAGGACUUCAAUUCUGAGCCUAUGUUGGGAAGAGAUGGCCAUUGAAGAGGAGCAGCGAAGAGCAGUUCAAAUAUAAAUAGCAUUUUCUGCUAUCUUUAACAGUUCUACUUUCACAUUUAAUGGCUUGGUUUGAGGUUAAGAGCUUUUUUCAGCCGAUUAAGAUAUUUUCUGUCACAAUUGUGGAAAUUAAAGUUAAAUGUUUUCUAUUUUACUGGUAAUUAUUACAGACUACAGUAGAUUCUGCAGUGCUGACCUUUUAUGAAAAACUUUCACUUGAUGCAAUUGCUUUUUUUAACGAACCUUUGUAAAAUGGAUCGAGAGAGAGAAGUAAUAUGUAGAAGGAUAGCUGAAAUUGGACAAUGGAUAGCUAACAAAGAUGGACAAUAAAAUUCAUUACUAACUA
Molecule: messenger RNA, 1058 nt
Organism: Carassius gibelio (silver crucian carp)
Lineage: Eukaryota; Metazoa; Chordata; Actinopteri; Cypriniformes; Cyprinidae
Gene: cd74b
Product: CD74 molecule, major histocompatibility complex, class II invariant chain b
Exons: 6
Coding region: 119-700 (193 amino acids)
Biological process (GO): immune response; antigen processing and presentation; establishment of protein localization to extracellular region
Cellular component (GO): membrane
Molecular function (GO): macrophage migration inhibitory factor binding; MHC class II protein binding
Source: RefSeq, a predicted model, not a curated record